CGGGCUGCUGGCGCUAUGGCGGGGCUGGAGCUCUUGUCCGACCAGGGCUACCGGGUGGACGGGCGGCGCGCCGGGGAGCUGCGCAAGAUCCAGGCGCGGAUGGGCGUGUUCGCGCAGGCCGACGGCUCGGCCUACAUCGAGCAGGGCAACACCAAGGCACUGGCGGUGGUCUAUGGGCCGCACGAGAUUCGGGGCUCUCGCGCUCGGGCCCUGCCUGACCGGGCCCUGGUGAAUUGUCAGUAUAGUUCAGCAACCUUCAGCACAGGCGAGCGCAAGCGGCGGCCACAUGGGGACCGUAAGUCCUGUGAGAUGGGUCUGCAGCUACGCCAGACCUUCGAGGCAGCUAUCCUCACACAGCUGCACCCUCGUUCCCAGAUUGAUAUCUACGUGCAGGUGCUGCAGGCAGAUGGUGGAACCUAUGCAGCUUGUGUGAACGCAGCCACGCUAGCAGUGUUGGAUGCUGGGAUACCCAUGCGGGACUUUGUGUGUGCAUGCUCAGCUGGCUUUGUGGAUGGCACAGCCCUGGCAGACCUCAGCCACGUCGAGGAAGCAGCUGGGGGCCCCCAGUUGGCCCUGGCCCUGCUGCCAGCCUCAGGCCAGAUAGCACUGCUUGAGAUGGAUUCCCGUUUACAUGAGGACCACCUGGAUCAGGUGCUAGAGGCCGCUGCCCAGGCUGCCCGAGAUGUGCACACCUUGCUGGACCGUGUGGUUCGGCAGCAUGUGCGAGAGGCCACUAUCUCACUGGGAGACUGAGCACCCCAACACCCAUGUCCACAAUAAAGCUCCUCUGUUCACACAUUC
Galeopterus variegatus (Sunda flying lemur) is the source of this 801-nucleotide messenger RNA. RefSeq names its product exosome component 4 (gene EXOSC4). The coding region runs from base 16 to 753 and encodes 245 amino acids. The record is from RefSeq and is a predicted model, not a curated record. Gene Ontology annotation, cellular component: cytoplasmic exosome (RNase complex); nuclear exosome (RNase complex); nucleolus. Gene Ontology annotation, biological process: poly(A)-dependent snoRNA 3'-end processing; U4 snRNA 3'-end processing; nuclear mRNA surveillance. The transcript is spliced from 3 exons. NCBI's taxonomy places the organism in Eukaryota, Metazoa, Chordata, Mammalia, Dermoptera, Cynocephalidae.